Molecule: messenger RNA, 5005 nt
Organism: Sardina pilchardus (European sardine)
Lineage: Eukaryota; Metazoa; Chordata; Actinopteri; Clupeiformes; Clupeidae
Gene: shroom1
Product: shroom family member 1
Exons: 8
Coding region: 287-5005 (1572 amino acids)
Biological process (GO): actin filament organization
Cellular component (GO): cortical actin cytoskeleton; apical plasma membrane; adherens junction
Molecular function (GO): actin filament binding
Source: RefSeq, a predicted model, not a curated record
AGUUGUGCGUUCGAGCAGCCCGUUUGCGCUGUGGUGGAGGUAUCUGUCCAUUAGGAUGAUGUAAAUGAAUGUUAAGAAUGACAGUUCUGUCAACGAGCUGGCGAACAUGACGCCCACCUUAGCUGCAUGUUCCCAUGGAGUAUUCAUACCCAACAAUUCAGGUCCAGGAAAAGAAAGAAAAUGACCCAACUCUUACGUCAGCCGAUUAAGUCAGCUUCCUCCUGAUAAUCUCUCUCGUCCGGCAGUCUCACACGAGUCCCAUGUUUGUUCUUCUUGCGGGCCCCACAUGGAUUCGUUCAGCUUCCCCCUCGAGAGGAUGAGCAACCUGGACAUGCACCCCCUGAGCUUCCCCAUCAGUAGGUUAUCCCCUGCAAAGUCCUCCAGUAGCAUCGACCAGUACACCCACCACCACGGCAAGGGCGACUCUGCCUACAGCUCAUUCUCUGGUGGCUCCAACGCGCCCGAUCUCUCCUCUCCCUUCUUCCCCGACGACUUUCACGCCCACGGCUUUCAGUAUGCAGACUUUAAGUACAUGAACUCCACGUUGAAUUUGGCCGGGGAGGCUGAGCCCAAGAGCAUGGACCAGCUUUACCGCUCCAUGGAAGUCCUCACAAGGCAGUGCAACCAGGAAGAUGGCAGCCACUGCAGCAAUGGCAAUCAGCAAUGUAGCAAGAAACAAAUGUCCCCCACCAUGUCUCUCCCACCCCCACCUCCACCGCCGCCUCCUCCACCUGCUCGGCUCGAAAGCCUGGUCACCGUCAGGAAUAUGGAGAACCUUCUGUCACGACAAGGCCCCGAAGGCCAGACAGCUGACAGGUCACGCCAGAGGGCCUAUACAUCGCCUGCACCGCCACCACCGUUUCUUCCCAACAUUCCAGGCUCAGUCCCUGACUCAGCGUUUUCACUCCCGGGCGCCCAGACUAUCCAGGGCGAUCCAGUGAACCGAGACGCCUCUGCUCAGCAGAAGUCAGCAAACACCUUAAGCCGAUUGGCCCAGAUGUACCCGAGCUUGGCGGCGGAGCAUGACAGCCAGCCGGCUGGUCAGCAGGUCCACGGCGCCCAGGGAGACGCACAGCGCAAGAGGGCGCACUCUGCCUAUGCCGCCCUGCCGCCUGCGCCCCUACGGUCAGCCGACUCCAGGCCGCAGCCUCCUCCUCCUUCUCCACCGAGUGCGAUCAAUGGGAGCAUCCAGCACAAGGGGCACUUCUACUUUGUGACCGGCGUCUGCAAGACGGAAGGACCACCCGGAACCAAGCCAGUGGCUCACGUGUCAGACAACUCUGGUGUCGAUUCGCGUAAGCCUGUGGAGAAAGAGAGGUUCCAUGGACCAGAUGGUGGUGUGCAAAGAACCACCAAUCAUAGACGUAACAGUUACGACGCGCUAGGUGAACGGGAGCAUUUCCCCCGUGCCCAGGAGCUGAGUGUGAGGAAGCAAGAUGCCGAUGGGUACCUGGACAAUGCUCUUCUCGGUAGCAAACACGCGCCGCACAUUCCGGAUGCCCAAGAGCCAGGGCAGAGACUCUUAGGUAGGGAGAUCACAGGCAGACAUCACAGUUCUGCCCAUCCAAUCUUCUACUGUGGCCCUGAAGAAAGUGUCCCACACGUGCAGCCAAGUGUCCCACAACCGCCUCCUAUCCCGCCUCCUGUGGCAGACCCAUCCAUGCACACAGAGAAGCAAGAGGAGCAAGCGAGGAAGGUCCGGAAGCAGCCUUUAGAUGUGGUGCCCCGUGAGAAAAUAAGCAAGGAAAAUACCCCUCUGCUCUACCACCUCACAGGGGCCAACCGAAUGGCCCUCAUGAACAAGUUCAAAAACGAUUCCGACUCCGGAAUGAGCUGUAGGAAUCCAGAGCGGAACAGUGGAGCUCCACAACAACCAGAGAAAGAGCGAGCCAACCCGAAAGAAGUAAAAGGCGCUAGCGUCUGCAGUGACCAGUGUGAAGACUCUAAAAUGACGCCUGUGGACACAAAUCUGGACAACUCUUAUCCCACGCUGGACGAUUCGUUUAAGAAAUACUACAAAGAGAAGCUAAAGGACGUCCAGUCCAGAGUGCUCAGGGAGACUUCUUUCAAAAGGAGGGACCUGCAGCCUCACAAGACUAAACAGAAGCGUGAGCAACAGCAGCCUGUCCUCCAGGUAUUCACAUCCGCCCAGGACCCCCUGUACACAGUGGACAAGCCGAGUCGUCCGUGGUCACAGCACCAGUCACAGGUGUCUGAUACCAAGAGUAGGAAUGACAACCCCAGGGAGAAGACCUGGGAGCGAGGGACAAUUGGAGGAGAGAGUGAAAAAACAGUUGGGAAGGAGAAAGAAAGGAAGGUUGCCCAGGAGAAUGAAUCGCAUAGUGUGGAUAUAAGGGUUGAGGAAACAAGGAAGGAUGUAGGGGUUGAGGAAUCGAGGAAGGAUGUAAGAAGUGAGGAAAUAAAGAAAGUGCCCAAAGUAGCCCAGCCACAGGUGCCGCGCAUCGGAGGCCGAAAGCGGCUGACUCAGGAGCAGAAGAAGAUGUGCUUCUCCGAGCCGGAGAAACUUCACAAGUUGCUGGACGCGCCUACCCACAAGCCCUCGCACUCGCUGGGCAACGAGGCAGAGUGUCUGCUCACGGACGACGACCUGGGGGACCAGGGUCUGGUGGCUGCCCGGAGGAAGCUGUUUGAGACACGAGGUCGCGCCUUGUCCGCAUCCAGCCUGUCCAAGACCACCCUGAAGCACCUCCAGCACAAGGCCCUCGUGGCCUACAUGGAGCGGAAGACAGGCCAGAAGGCGACUGAGACCCAGCAGCCUUGUCCUCAGGUGCCCAGCCAAAGGCACUCCACAGCGGGCAGGCCUCACCACGGCAAUGGAGGCUCGAAGAAGAGACUCCACAGGCCCCUCUCCGCCGGGCGCAUACUGGACUCCUCCUCUAGCUCCAUCCGGUACGCCCAGUUCGGUUCCACGUCGUCUGGCGAGCAUUCCCGACAGUCCAGCUGGAAGGACGUGCCGUCGGCGUCUCCGAGUAAAGCCGCUUCCGUGGAGAGUUUGUUGGAUCAACCGGAACUUUCCGGAUUCUACCGCGCACGCUCCAAGUCAACACCUCAUGCCCUCCAGGAUUCCAUUAGCAUCAGUGAUGCUUCAUCAACAGAUUCGUCAAGCACUCUGAGAGGAGACGUCAACACAGUAGCGGGUGUCUCCCAGACUGCUGCUGUUGCCGCAGUGGUUGCCGAGGAGCGUCGCCGGGUGGUGGCCCCGCGAGGGAAGUCCAUGGAGGAGCUGGGUGUGUCAAAGGUCAUCAGGCCGGCGUGUCUGAGUCGGAGCUCAGAACAAUUGGACCAGCUCCGCACUAGCGGCAGUGGCCGGAUGCCUGGCUCAGCAAACCCCGGCUCUUACCAAAGCAGAGAGAAGAGGAGCGUGGCAGCAGUGUCAGAUGGGGUCCAGCCUGGCGAAUGGACACGGAGGUGGACCGGGCACCAGGAGGGCUGGGCGCAGGCCACGCAGGUGGACAUCCGGCACAGCAGGGGUGAUUCCACCUCCAGCGCUGGAUCACUUCCUGGAGGCGCAGGGGCGCAGCAUGACCUGGCACAGUCCUCUGGCCUGGUGUCGACAGGAACAGAGACAAAGCCCAGAGGGUACUCCGUGGAGGGCAAACCUCUGUCAAGUCUGUAUCAGACAGAGGCUCCAGUGCCGCCCCGUAUGAAGGAGUGGAGUGAGAUGAAGCAGCCAGGCUCUUGUCAUGAGGUGGCCCUCAGUCACGGAGUGACCACCGACCCCAGUCUGUGGCCUUCCGCACCGGGUGUGGAUGAUGAUGAUGACGAUGAAGAUGAUGAUGAUGGGGAAGAGGAAGAUGGGCGCUCAUCUCCAUUCAACACCAUGGGAACGGAGACAAUGCUGAGCUCGGUCCGGUUGUCACAGUCCGAGUCUCCCAGGGCAACUCCGACUGCUGAGGCCAAUGCGAGCGUGGGGGAGAAACUAGAGGGGGAGAGGGAGGAAGAGAGGGAGGAAGAGAGCCAGCAGGAGCGAGAGAUGAAAGACAGAGAACAGGAAGUCGCAUCAGCGGGGGGAAAUCAGACAGAAGAACCAGAGAGGAACGCCCCUCCACCACCACCACCACCACAGCAGCAGCAGCAGCAUCAGCAGCAGCAGAAGACACAGUGGGCGGCUCUGGUAGAGGAAGUGGCCUCUGCCGACCAAUUCCUGGCAGUGUUACUGCGCCCUGUGGCCAAUCGCAAGACAGCUCUGAUGCUGAUGGAGCAGCUGCUGUCCGAAGACACCCUGCUGAUGGAGGAGCAUUACAAGAAGAAGCAAGAGGAAGGGAGGGCCUCUGGCCUGGAGGAGAAACAGCAGCAGCAGCAGCAGCAGCAGCAGGAGGAAGAGAAGAGAGCCCAGAGGGCAAGUGCUGUGGAGGAGCACCCGGGCCUCUCCUCCAGGCCCUCGGAGGAAGUGUGUUCUGAGCCUCAGCAAAACGGUGCUGCAAGUCUAUCUGGUGCUGAUGUGAAUGAGAAAAAGAGGCAGCUGCUGGCCUGUGUGGAGGAGCGUCUGAGUGCUCUGGGGGAGCAGCGCAGCUCCCUGCAGGAGGAGGAGGAGGAGAACGGGGCGCGCGGGGCGGCCACCCUGGCCCUGGUGGCCGAGCGCUGCCUCCCCACCGAGCAGGAGCGCUACUCGCUCUUCAUCGGCGACCUGGAGCGCGUGGUCAGCCUGCUGCUCUGCCUGUCGGCCCGCCUGGCACGCGUGCAGAACGCGCUCAGCGCAGUCGACGAGCACACGGACGAGGAGGAGAAGCAAUCCCUGGACAACCGCCACCAUCUCUUGUGCAAGCAGCGGGACGAUGCCAAAGACUUGAAGGACAACCUGGACCGGCGCGAGCGCGUGGUCUCCACGUUCCUCUCCAAACACCUGACAGCUGCCGAGCUCCAGGACUACCGGCGCUUCGUCCAGACCAAGGCCUCGCUUCUCAUCCGCCUGAAGGACCUGGACGAGAGACAGCGUCUGGGAGAGGAGCAGAGGGACGCCCUGUCCAACAGCCUCCCUCCUUAG